GUCAAAAACAUAAAGAAGCUCUCUCGUGUGCCAACCGGUACCAUGUGAAACGCUCGAAGAGAUGAGCGGAACGAAAAUCUUUCGGCUCACACAUGAAUUUUGAGUGCAGAUAUAAUAAAAGUACGGGUAUAGCCAGCAGAUUAGGUGUGGCCAAGUUUCUUAUUGUGUGGGUGGCCUGGGCUAUCGAUUGUUGCAUUUUAUUUUCCAUCUUGAAAAGAUUUGAUGAUUGCAUCACGGCAAUUAAUCCGACUAAUUGUGCUCAAGAAAACUUUCAAUCGAUUAUGUUCGGUUAGCGUCGUUGCACCAACAUCCAAAACUACUAAAGAGGCACUAAAAGAAUUACGAGAAAAAACCGGGUACAGCUAUGUCAAUUGCCGCAAAGCACUCAGUGAUUUUGGAGUAGAUAAUCUGGAUGAGGCUAUCAAAUGGUUGAAAAAAAAGGCUACAGAAGAAGGCUGGGAGAAAGCUGCAAAACUUGGUGAUAGACCAACAAGACAAGGUGUUGUGUCGGUGAUAGCAAAGGGCAAUAAAGCAGCUAUCGUUGAAUUAAACUGUGAGACGGACUUCGUUUCCAGAAGUGAGGAUUUUAAACGAUUGGUUGAAAAUGUGGCUAAAGCGGUUUUGCAUGCUACUGAUCGGGAUGGAACGAUUAUUGAUGGUUUUGAGUUACUGAAUUCAAGUAUUAAUUCUCUUAAAACAUCAGAAAGUGGUGAGCUGGUAAGGGAUUUAAUUACGGAAGUAAUCGGUAAACUUGGCGAAAAUAUAACUCUUUCGAGAGCGCAGUUAAUACUGGCACCACCUGAUGUUCAACUUUUUGGCUACGCACAUCCCAAAGAAGGUACCGACACAGUAUGCAUGGGAAGAUAUGUAUCGGUUGUUGGCCUGAAAAGAUCGAACAAAACAAAUUUUCCAAUAGAAAAGCUAGGACUGCAAUUAUGUCAACACGUUGUGGGAAUGAGGUCUUCAACACUGGGCACGCCGUUACCUCUAGAGGAAACAACUUCUGUAAAGGAUGAAUUACCUCAGGGAGAUGAAAUCAACGCUUUUUAUGAUGGGAAGGUCACUCAUAUCGAUGAAAGUGAAACUCAGCUAUUAAGGCAACCAUUUAUGCUGAAUCCUUCGCAGACAGUUCAUAAAUAUGUUGCUGGACAUGGAGCCAGCAUUGUUGAUUUUUAUCGCGUUGAAUUGAGUGAUAAUUUGAACGAAGAACCUAUUCAAAGUUAACCUUUUUUAAUCUUUUGUUUUUUUCCUUUUUUGGAAUAUACAAAAUUGCUUAUGUCUUAUCCCCACAGAAUCCUUCCAUCUCACGCAAUUUCAGCGUCAUAAUUUAGCUUAGGAUGCAAGCAUUGUCUUAGGUUUCAUUAACACUUCAGUUGUCGUUAGAAUGGUGCGUAAAACACUUGUUACGUAUGUCGCAUACUCGUUUUUGCAUGCUGCAAUAGUUGCAUACUUCUUGCAGAUGCACAUUGCAGUGGCAGAUUUAUGGAUUUUAACUUUAAAUUCUUGCUUAAUGUUUGUUGCUAUGUCUCAUUUUUUAUUCAUUUCUCAUUGUUAUUUAAACUGUUACUGUCUCGCACUAUAUAGUAUUAAAAAAAUUUUUGAGGACCG
Messenger RNA from Loa loa (African eye worm), 1608 nucleotides. Its product is annotated as elongation factor TS family protein. The record is from RefSeq and is a predicted model, not a curated record. Lineage: Eukaryota; Metazoa; Nematoda; Chromadorea; Rhabditida; Onchocercidae. Bases 223 to 1224 code for a protein of 333 amino acids. Gene Ontology annotation, biological process: mitochondrial translational elongation. The transcript is spliced from 8 exons. Gene Ontology annotation, cellular component: mitochondrial matrix. Gene Ontology annotation, molecular function: protein binding; translation elongation factor activity.